Molecule: messenger RNA, 1296 nt
Organism: Fusarium sp. VM40
Lineage: Eukaryota; Fungi; Ascomycota; Sordariomycetes; Hypocreales; Nectriaceae
Source: the annotation of a GenBank genome assembly
AUGCGCACCUUUCCAGUCGCUUGGACACCUGCUCUCUUUAUUCUUCCACCUUCAUCAAUCUACCAAGCCAAGCCACACAAGACUCCACAGCCAACGACAGGCAUCAUGGUAACUACUUCUCCUUUCGAAAAGCUUCCACUCGAGCUGACUACAAUGAUAUUCAAUGACUUCGAGUCCCCUAGGGACAUUCAGGCCGUCAUUUGCGCUAAUUCUCACAUGUUGCGCCAUUUCACUGCCAACCGGCGUCGUUUUCUUCGGCGUUUCCAAGACAUCCUAAAGGACGGCUUCAUCGGCACCAACAUUUCUAUCGCGCUCAAAGCCUGCCGACUGCGACGUUUUGAGAAGACCUUUCCUGGUCUCGAUCGAGUUCAAAUCUCGCGGCGGGUUGAGUCAGCGUUGAGUUCGCCCCAAGACCGAAGAGAAGGACGACGCCCAGUAUGGCAGCUGAGCCUGGAGACUAUCUCUCAGCUCUUGGAGCUACUGUCUGAGUCCGACCUGCUUGUGGACAACUAUUCUUCAGAAGCCUGGGACCAUUUCCAAGAAUUGACGCAUAUUGACGUCGAUCACGAGAUCACAUUGAACUGUCAUCAUCCAAUGCCUCGUGUCCCUUUGCUUCUCUCCGGAUCAGAAGAAUUCCGAAUUCAGAGAGCGUAUCUGCUUUUCGAUGCAUUCCGACACACUCUUUGGUUUGACAUCUCUGUUCUACGGAAUACUAAGGUCAUUCAAGUGUCUGUUUGUGACAACUCUGAGGCCCGUUGGAAGGAUAGCGACUGGGGUACACGGGCCUUCCAGUCGGUCUACCGCUUCAUCUUCCAACGAUAUAAACGUCUUAUGUAUCGAGCAUGUUCGACUCAGCAAUUCAGAUCCAGCUUGCAGAGAGAUGUCUAUGAGAAUUUCCAUUGGGUCGCCUAUCUAAGCUCUCAACGGCACUCAAUCCACCUGUGCCUUCUUGGCAAUGAUGAAGCGUGCCUGAAGCAGUACAUGUCCCUUGUACGGCAGUCAAGAUAUGACACAAGUCUAAGCAUCCGGUCCGCCAUCGUGGGUAAUGAUUUGGAACUUUCUCUCGUGAGCAACGAUGUAGAAGAAUCUUCUAAAUUGAAUUACCACGAUCGUGGUUAUUUGCGAGAUUUCUGGAUCAGUGGCAGGUAUCUUUGGGAUAAAGAACGGAUUCAAAACCUUUUACAUGAGUGGCGGGAAUUCGAUAGAGCUGAGCACCGCAAAUAUCAUGCCAGACUGGCUGCUUUUGCUUUUGGGACAAGUCAGUCAAGAUUUAGGAUUACUCGGCCUGCUAUGUAA